Messenger RNA from Aspergillus versicolor CBS 583.65, 580 nucleotides. RefSeq names its product cupin domain-containing protein. Lineage: Eukaryota; Fungi; Ascomycota; Eurotiomycetes; Eurotiales; Aspergillaceae. The coding region runs from base 135 to 554 and encodes 139 amino acids. The record is from RefSeq and is a predicted model, not a curated record. The transcript is spliced from 2 exons.
AACCUUGGAUCCGCGCAUGUCAUGACGGGUCGCUGUUGUCCGUUCUGGAACGUUAUAACUACUCCAAGGCAAGUUAUAAGCAGUCUACAGCCUUGAAAUGACUUUCAAGACAAUUGUUUAAAAAUACCGCCAUCAUGGACGAACCGACUUACAACCCCGCCUGCCCACUACCAACAACUACCAUCGUCUACCAGUACCGCCUGGUAAACUGUCCCGGCAAAACCAUCGUCGGCAUGCUCGUCGAAUAUCCUCCAAAUGGCGCGACUCCCCCGCACCGUCACGGGGGCGCCUCUGUCACUGCUUACGUCCUGCAUGGGUCUGUCUUGGUUAAGAUGAACGAUGAUCCCAUGAGGACCAUCGAGCAGGGCGGGUCCUGGUACGAGGCUCCAGGGUGCCAUCACCGGAUCAGUAUGAAUGCAAGUCCGACGGAGCCGGCGUCGUUUUUCGUGGCGUUUGUGGUGGACUCGGAUGCUUUGGAGAGGGAAGGGCCUUCGGUGCUUAUCCAGUAUGACGAGGAGUAUAAGGAGAUUGUUCGCAAGAAGAUGCAGACAUAGUAAUAGUGAUAAUAAUACCGGGGAUU